Molecule: messenger RNA, 984 nt
Organism: Schistocerca americana (American grasshopper)
Lineage: Eukaryota; Metazoa; Arthropoda; Insecta; Orthoptera; Acrididae
Product: carboxypeptidase B-like
Exons: 7
Coding region: 1-984 (327 amino acids)
Biological process (GO): proteolysis
Molecular function (GO): metallocarboxypeptidase activity; zinc ion binding
Source: RefSeq, a predicted model, not a curated record
AUGCCGAUUUCCAGGGUCUUGGAGAAGGAGCAAAAUCAGACGCUGGUGGAACCCAUAAACAGCAGGGACGAGACUCGCGUGUCAUUCACCAAGUACCAACGCUACGAUGAUAUUCGGAAGUACUUGUCGCAGUUGGAAUCAAGCUACCCACGUACAGUGACUGUGCAGAGCAUCGGAAACACAUCCGAGGGACGCCCUAUAGAUAUCAUCCAGAUAUCCUCUGGAGGGGGCGGCACCAGGCCGGUCAUCCUGAUCGACGCGGGCAUCCACGCCAGGGAAUGGAUCGCGCCAGCUGCCGCCCUCUACGUCAUCAACCAGCUGGUCGAGAACGCAACGGCGAGUUCGCUUACAGCCAGCGUCGACUGGCACAUCAUCCCUGUGCUCAACCCUGAUGGCUACGAGUACUCUCUCACAAAGGACCGCAUGUGGAGGAAGACAAAAUCAAGACAAUCCAGUUCGUGCUUGGGAGUGGAUGCCAACAGGAACUUUGGUUUCCACUGGAAUGAGAUCGGCGCCAGCAACUACCCCUGCUCUGAGCUCUAUGCUGGCCCUCAUGCCUUCUCAGAGCCUGAGACGCAAGCUUUCCGAGACUGCGUCCUGAAGAACUCCAAACGCAUCAGGCUCUACCUAACGUUCCAUAGCUAUGGACCCCACAUACUCUAUCCGUGGGGAUACACUAGCAAAUUGCCUGACGACUGGAAAACCCUGGACGCCUUGGCAAGCAAAGCAAAUGAAGCCCAGAUGGCUGCUGGGGGUCCUAAGUACGGGGUCGGCAGCUCUACAAACGUCUUGUACGCUGCGGCCGGAGGCAGUGAUGACUGGAUCAAGAGUGUUGGCGGAGUAGCCCUCUCCUACACCAUCGAAUUUCCCGGUGGUGGUAGCAUGGGUUUCUUCCCUCCAGCAUCAGACAUCCUGAAAAUAGUGACGCAAUUCUUCGAAGCCGUGCGCGUCUAUGGGAAAUAUGUUGCUGAUAACUAUGGAUAA